Molecule: messenger RNA, 1551 nt
Organism: Lentinula edodes (shiitake mushroom)
Lineage: Eukaryota; Fungi; Basidiomycota; Agaricomycetes; Agaricales; Omphalotaceae
Product: FAD/NAD-P-binding domain-containing protein
Exons: 16
Coding region: 49-1464 (471 amino acids)
Molecular function (GO): NADH dehydrogenase activity
Source: RefSeq, a predicted model, not a curated record
UCCUUUAACUUUUCUUGUGUCGAUCCAGACUUCUUUGCUUACUUCUUCAUGUUGAUUAGGCUGCCUCUACUGCGUCACCAGCUAGGGCCACGUGCUUUCUCUUCGAGCUGCCGUCGAGAGAAGCAGCGUCUGGUAAUCCUUGGGUCUGGGUGGGGAGGAUACGAGGUGCUUCGCGGAGUGGAUAAGAAAAGAUGGGAUGUGGUCCUGGUAUCCCCGAAUAAUUACUUCAAUUUUACGCCCCUGCUAGCUAGUUGUGCAGUCGGGACACUCGAAUUCCGUUGCGCAAUUGAACCCGUUCGCAGAUACUCUCCAGCUGCUGGCAUCUAUCAAGCGUGGUGUGACAGCAUAGAUUUUAGAAAUAAGGUGUUACAGUGUAUGCCUGCAACAAAACCAAGUCACGUCGCGUCUCCUAGUGACACCACCUACGACCACCAGAUAUCGACCACUAGUCCAAGGAGCGGGUUAUCCUUCCCCCUAAAAUACGAUAAACUUGUCAUUGCUGUGGGUGCAUAUUCACAAACUUUUAACAUUCCAGGUGUUAAAGAACACGCACACUUCUUGAAGGAUGUACGCGACGCGCGAGCAAUUCGAAGCCGAAUUUUGGAGUUCCCAGGUUUUGAACAGGCUAAUCAGCCAACUCUCUCCGAUACGGAACGUCGACAGUUAUUGAACUUUGUUAUAGUAGGAGCAGGGCCGACUGGAGUGGAAUUUGCUGCAGAACUGCAUGAUUUAUUGCACGCCGAAAUUUGGGAGCACUAUCCCUCUUUAGCUAAAAUGGCUCGAAUCAACCUCUACGACGUCGCGCCAAGCAUCUUGGGAAUGUUCGACAGUAAUCUUGUGCAAUAUGCCGAAAAAAGUUUCCGUAGAGAAGGUAUCAGUAUUUGGACAAGUCAUCACGUUGAUAAGGUUGAAUCGGGCAAACUUUUUAUCAAAGAGCAAGGGGAAGUCCCAUACGGUUUACUCGUAUGGUCAACGGGUCUUUCCCCGAAUCCUCUCAUUGCUUCAAUUACUGAAUUCAAGAAGCACCAAAAAAGCCAAAGUAUCAUCGCAGAUGAUCAUCUGAACGCCCUAAGAAUUGAUGGUACGCCUGAUCCCGACGUCUACGUGAUUGGCGAUGCGGCCUCCAUUGCAACCGGCGUUCUUCCUGCUACCGCGCAAGUUGCCAAUCAACAGGCCAAAUACCUUUACAAAAGGCUCAACAAGAUCAUUAAAGAUCAACCCCAUGAAAAGCCGUUUGAAUUCCAUAACCAAGGAACUUUGGCUUAUGUAGGUAACUGGAAAGCCAUUUAUGACAGGCCGGAAGAGGGAGGUCUACCGGGGCUGAAUAAAGAGAAGGGGCGUCUUGCCUGGCUGCUUUGGAGAUCGGCGUACUUUACGCAGACUUUGAGUGUCAGAAAUAAGAUUUUAGUCCCCUUUUAUUGGUUCCUUAAUUGGAUAUUUGGACGCGAUUUGACACGCUUCUAACAACAUCUACGAAACGCCUUUUUUAUGCAAGGCAUUCACAUUCACAACCGCAACAGAGAAAUUCUCUGCGUCGAAGAGAUUUCUCCU